Messenger RNA from Thamnophis sirtalis, 550 nucleotides. The record is from RefSeq and is a predicted model, not a curated record. NCBI's taxonomy places the organism in Eukaryota, Metazoa, Chordata, Lepidosauria, Squamata, Natricidae.
ACAGCAGGCUGGUAAACUUCAGACCAGCAGACUAGAUAUUUGCCUUUGAAUAUUCUGCUCAGUAUCUGAAGAAAAAGUGUGACACAUUGAAGAGAAAUUCAGCACCAAGGAGAGCUCCAAGUCUCCCUUGUGCAAAAAUCACCAUUACUGUAUUUUUGAGGAAUCCAAAAGUCCAUCUUCUGGCUUUGUCAAAAGAGAUGGAACACAGAAGUAGCUCCCAUCUUCUCCUCUUUUUUACAUUCCUCCAUGUUUUCUGCUCCCAAGCCAUUGCCUUGCCUCCUUUAGGAUCAUACUCAGCUAUAAGACUAGGUAACAGAAUACCAUUUGAUGGACAAAGUGAAUCUGAUCACACCCAAAGUUCAUUAAAACCCAAUGCUGAUGUUCUUCAGGCUACUCUACCUGAAAAUGAGAAGUUCUAUUUAGAUAUGUCCAGAGCUAUUGACAGAAAUAUAAGACAUGCUGAUGGACUCUUUACAAGUGGCUAUAGCAAACUUUUGGGUCAACUUUCUGCAAAGAAGUAUUUGGAAUCCCUAAUUAGUAAAAGGAUUGG